Messenger RNA from Durio zibethinus, 2323 nucleotides. NCBI's taxonomy places the organism in Eukaryota, Viridiplantae, Streptophyta, Magnoliopsida, Malvales, Malvaceae. The record is from RefSeq and is a predicted model, not a curated record.
UAUUAAAAAAAAAGGUGAAUAGAAGGUUUGGAGGCGUGAUCAAAGUAGUGCCCACUUUAUCUCUUGAACUUAAGGAUCAGAAAACGAAAGGGAACAAAUGGUAUAAUUUGUAAAUGCGAUACUUACCAUCCACUUCAACGCGCUCAAAGAAAUGCCCACUUUUUCUCUUCAACUUAAAGAUCAGAAGCUCAACGAACAAUGGCCACUUCGCUGACACCCUCAAAAUCUACUCUUUGAUGUUACAGAGCACUCAUAUUCAUGGCAACACCUUUACUUUCCCAUUACUCUUCAAAGCCUGCGCUGCCCUUUCUUCUCUUCGUGACGGAAAAAAGCUCCACGCCCACGUGCUUCAGCUUGGUUUCCAACAAGACAUCUUCGUGCAAACGUCUCUUCUCGACAUGUACUCUAAAUGCUCUGAUUUGGGAUCUGCUCGGAAUGUGUUCGACGAAAUGCUUACCAGAAAUGUUAUUUCCUGGAACACUAUGAUUUCUGCUUAUUGUCGUGGUGUACGUGGAGCUGAAGCAAUAAGGUUGUUGAAAGAAAUGCGGGUUCUUGGUUUUGAACAGAGUGCUUCCACUUUUAUUGGUAUUUUCGCUGCUUGCACCAAUCUUCAACUAGGCUUAUCAAUGCACUGUUGCGUAUUUAAACUUGGGUUGCUAGAAUGCGAGAUACCUUUAGCGAAUUCUGUUAUGAAUAUGUAUGUUAAAUUUGGUUUAGUUGAUGGAGCUCGUUCUGUUUUUGAUACUAUGGAUGAAGGAUCGAUCCUUUCAUGGACUAUUAUAAUUGGCGGUUAUGUAAAUGUUGGGAAUGUUGGGGAAGCAUUCAAUCUUUUUAAUAAAAUGAGACAAGUGGAGGGUGUUAGUCAAGAUAUGGUGAUGUUCAUUAAGAUCAUUUCAGGUUGUGUACAAGCAGGGAAUUUGUUAUUAGCAUCAUCGGUUCAUUCCCUUGUUUUGAAGAGUGGGUAUGAUGGUGAAGAUCUGAUGGACAACUUGGUUCUUAACAUGUAUGCAAAAUGUGGUGACAUUGUCUCCGCUCGAAGAGUUUUUGAAAUGGUUCAAGAGAAAUGUGUUUUCUUGUGGACAUCUAUGAUUGCUGCGCAUACUCAACAUGGUUACCCUGCUGAGGCAUUGGAUUUAUUCAAUAGGUUAUUAAGAACAGGGCUCAAACCAAAUGAAGCAACUAUUGCCAGCAUACUAUCUGCUUGUGCUGAUUUGGGGUCACUAAGCGUGGGUAAGGAGAUUGAACGUUAUGUGAAACUGAAUGGGUUAGCAUCAAAUCGUCAGGUCCAGACCUCUUUGAUUCACAUGUUCUGUAAAUGUGGGAGUAUAGAGAAGGCGGAAGAAGUAUUUGCUCGAGUGUUAAAUAGAGACUUAGCUAUUUGGAGUUCCAUGAUAAAUGGUUACGCAAUUCAUGGAAUGGGAAAUGAGGCUCUGAAACUAUUUCAUCAGAUGCAGAUAAGUGAAAUUUUCAGCCUAGAUCAUGUUGUUUUCACAAGCAUAUUAUUGGCUUGCAGUCAUUCAGGGCUUGUAGAGGAUGGAUUGAAGUACUUCAAAAGCAUGAAAAACGAUUAUGGAAUAGAACCUGGUAUAGAACAUUAUACUUGCUUGGUCGAUCUUCUUGGUAGAGCUGGUCACUUUGAUUUGGCUUUGAAAACCAUCCAAGAGAUGCCUGUGCAAGUACAACCUCAAGUUUGGGGUCCAUUGCUUAGUGCAUGCAGGAAAUAUCGCAAUGUUGAGCUUGGGAAGUAUAUAGCCAGGAAGUUGUUAGAUUUGAAUCCUGGAAAUAUCAGUAAUUAUGUUUUAAUGGCAAAUAUAUAUACAUCUGGAGGUAAGUGGAAGGAAGCAGCUGCAACAAGAAGCAUGAUGAGGAACAGAGGAUUGGUUAAAGAACCUGGUUGGAGCCAGGUUGAGAUCCCUGGCUAUGUACAUGUUUUUAUUGCUGGAGAUAGAUCACAUCAUCAGUCUGCUGAUAUCUAUAAAAAGUUGGAUGAGCUUAAUAUUAAACUUAAGGAAGCUGGGUAUAUUGCUGAAAUAGAUAUGGUGGUUCAUGACUUGGAAAAUGAAGAAAAAGAGGAGUCUCUGAAGGUUCAUAGUGAGAGAUUAGCGGUUGCUUGGGGACUUAUAAGUACUGACCCAGGAACCAGUCUUACAAUCAUAAAGAAUCUCCAAACUUGUGGUGAUUGUCACUCUUUUUUGAAGUUUACCUCCAAGGUUACAGACAGGCAUCUUAUUGUAAGAGAUGGUCAACGCUUCCACCAUUUUCAGUCUGGCUCCUGUUCAUGCAAGGAUUUCUGGUGAUUUUACUUAUCUUUUAACACUUGACA